Molecule: messenger RNA, 1005 nt
Organism: Mesocestoides corti
Lineage: Eukaryota; Metazoa; Platyhelminthes; Cestoda; Cyclophyllidea; Mesocestoididae
Source: the annotation of a GenBank genome assembly
AUGCACGGAGAACAGAACAUCUCGGUUGCUAGCAGCCUGUCAACUCUAUCAGUGACAUCAAGAUCUCCAUCUGCAGCAGUUGCAGUGAAUCUAAAACGUUACUUUCUUCUCCAUCCUGGACGAAAUCGUUUCGGGUGCAAGGGUCACUGUGUAAUGAGUAGACAGCUGGGCUUAUUCUAUUUCACUCUUUUCCUCCUGUUUGGUUUAAGUGGAUUGUUCUUUGCCUUUGAUGCCCGCUAUCUUACAGUCACUUUGAGCCCUGCGGUUCCCGUUGUUGGUGGUGCCCUUUUUAUUUUUGUCACAUCUGUGCUUUUCCGAACAACAUUCUCGGAUCCCGGCAUUUUACCACGCGCAACAUGUACCGAACUGAAGUGGUUUGAUGACGAAGUAUUGAGCUCUGGCGACUCUUCAGUCCGACAGACCAUCCGCACAGCCACACAAAGUCGGGAAAUCAAAAUCCAUGACUUUCCUUUUACUCAAGUUUACUGCCACACGUGCCACAUAUUUCGGCCGCCGAGAGCUUCUCAUUGCUCCAUCUGUGACAACUGCAUAGAUCGCUUUGACCACCAUUGUCCUUGGAUAGGCAAUUGCGUGGGAGCCCGCAACUAUCGCUACUUCGUCAUCUUCCUCGUGUCCGUUUCACUGCUCUGCCUCUACGUGCUGUCCUUCGCCGUGGUCAAUGUUGUCAUUUGUGCGUCCACCGUUUUGCCUCCUUUUUACCAGAUACUCGUGACUUUCUUCCUCUCAAUAUCGAUAUCCGGACUCGCCCUGUUCCACAUUUACCUCAGUUGCCGGAAUAUUUCUACACAUGAAGAUAUCCGAGGUCUCACCAAAACCCUACGGCAACAGGGUGUCAAGAACCCCUUCUCCAAGGGCAACGGUUUCGUCAACCUCGCCUACAUUUUGUGUGGACCCGCGCCCCCAAGGUUCGUGUCUCUGUGGCCUUUCAUGAACGCUUUCACCACAAACUGGGGAUAUGGUAGUUGGACAAUGGCCACCCGAUAA